AUGCCAUUUACAUUAAGUGAUGGACGUUCAUUUACUAAUCUAUUCAAUUCAACAGAACAAAAUUGUGAAAAUUUACUCAUUGAAAAACAAAAUUUAUUAUGUAUAUUUAAAUUAGUUAUAAAAGAUCUAUUAAAUUCAAGUUUACGACAUGAACGUUUACUUGAAAAAGAAUAUUUUCCAUUAAAACAUUUUUUUAUUGUCUUCGAACAAAUUUUGUUACAUGGUUAUACAGGAAAAAAAUCAUUUCCAAUAACUCCAUCAUCAAAUCGUAAAGAUCUUUGGCCACUUAUUGAACUAAUUGCACGUAAAUCAACAGGCGCGGAUGUUUUCGAAAUCUCCUUAUCAUCAAAAGAAAUGACAAAUGUUCGAACAUCAUUAGGUCGUGUACGUGCAUGGUUACGUCUUGCAUUAAUGCAAAAACGUUUAGCUGAUUAUUUUAAAAUUCUUGUUGAACAAAAACAUGAAUUAAAAGAAUUCUAUGAUAGUGACGCAUUAUUAUUAUCAGAUGAAAUAUCGAUGAUCACUGGUUUACUUGUUGGUCUUAAUGUAUUAGAUUUGAAUUUUUGUUUAAAAGAAGCUAUACUUGAUCAUCCGAGUGAAACAACGAUUUACUAUAGUUUAUAUUUACGUGAAAGACGUAUACCAUCACAAUCAACAUUGAAAAAUACACAUCCACCUGGUUCUAUUGAAGAUCAAAUUGAUGAAUUAGAUGAUUAUUCAUCAUUAUCAUCAUCGCCAAUAACACGAACAAGUACACAAAAUUCUGAUACGGUUAUUAUAUCGAAUACAAAUGAUAUGAUUACAUAUGAUGAUCAACGAAUUUCUAAUAUACUUGAUCAAAAAAAUUAUAUUGAAGAACUUCAUCGAAAUUUACAGAAAACAGUUAAUAGUUUACAAGAACGUUUACAAACAAUGGAACAAACAAAUAAAUCUUUAACAGACGAUGGUAUAGUACAAAAAAUUCGAAUUGAACAAUUAGAAGAAAAUUUGUCGAAAACGAAAACAGAAAAAGAACAAAUGCAAUCAUCUUAUCAAGCAAAAAUUGAAGCAUUGAAUUCUGAUAUGGCACUUGAACGAGAAACUUAUCAAAAAUCUCGUGCUGGUUUGGAUGUACUUUAUCAUGAAUUAGAAAAGAAAUAUGACGAUGAAUGUUUAUCGAAAAUUGAUGUUGAAACUGAAUAUCAAUUACAAUUAGCUCAGAAAAAUGAUUUUAUUGAAGCAACUAAAUUAAUGGGAAAAGAUAUGGAAAUGAAAACAACAUUAUAUACUCAUAUGAAAGAACAAAUUGAUGGUAUUAAAGAUGAAAAUAUACGUCUUUCAGAAAAAUUACAGAUUGAAGAAAAACGAAAUGAAGAAAGAGAACAUCAACUUCAAUCCUUAGAAAAAGAAAAUCAAAUGUUAAGAGAAACAAUUAGUCAAUUAGAAACAAAUAUCGAAGAAAUUAAUAAAGAAAAACAUGCACUUAAUGAUACAAAUGAAUCAAUAAGUCGAGAACUUGCUAAAAUAGAUGCUGAAAAAACAUCAAUUGAAACUGAUUUACGUGUUGAAAAAGAUUUUCGUCAACGUCUUCAACAAACAUUAACAAGUGAAAAAGAAAAAGUUUCAUCACUUCAAUUCGAUAUUCAUGAAUUAAAUUUAAUAAAACAAGAAUAUGAUUCAUAUAAAAAACAAAUGACAAAACAACAAAAUGAUUUACAGAAAAAAUUUCAAGAACAAGAAGAAACUAUAAGAGAACUAGCAUUAAAAUUAGAAGUAUCUAUUAAACGUGAAGAUGAAUUUCGAGAAAAAGAUGGUCUUCGAUCAUCAACUUGGAUGAAAGAUGAAGAUGUUAAAGAAUGUUGUCAAUGUAAAAAAGAUUUUAGUCCACUUAGAAGAAAACAUCAUUGUCGAAAUUGUGGUCAAAUCUUUUGUGAAACAUGUGCAAGUACAAAAUUACCUUUACCCAGUUCAAACAAGCCAGUUCGUGUAUGCGACAUGUGUCGUAAUCAUUUAUUAGCACAAUGUGCGGUCAAUAGUCCAUGA
Molecule: messenger RNA, 2022 nt
Organism: Adineta steineri
Lineage: Eukaryota; Metazoa; Rotifera; Eurotatoria; Adinetida; Adinetidae
Source: the annotation of a GenBank genome assembly